AUGUCGUGGAAAGACUAUUUCGGGUUUACGGAUCGGCUGCGGGCCAUUCAGUCUCUCACCACAGCCUACCAGCAGGCGAAUUCUUCGGCCGCAUUUGCAGAUGCCUUAGACCAGGCCAAGCAAUGCGAAAAUCGUGCAUAUGAGAAUGCUAUCACAAAAGAAGAAUAUGAUUCCAUAUGUCAACGGGCAAUUGACACAGCCGAAGGGGAACGGUCCCCAGAUUCUAUCGUCAGUGACUCGCAUCAUUCACAAAACGGUAUUGAAGAAUCAGAGGCCUCAUCCGGCGAGUGUAUUGGCCGAUAUAAAUGUUUCCCUCACUUCGCUGGUCUUCACUCCUCGAUUUACAAGUCAAAGAUAUCUGAUGGAACUGUUUUGGCUGUGAAAGUCACCAUCCCCCACAUGAUGACAGCUCCUCACGACGCGUACCGCGAGGCACGGCUACUCCGUGAAGCCCACCAUCCAAAUGUCGUAGCUGUUACAGAAACAGUCGACCUUGAUGGCGGAAGGUUUGUAAUUGUCUUCCCAUUCAUGCGGUAUGACUUCGAACAGUUGCUCCGGCGAGACAUGGUGACUGCGGCUCAGACAAGAUCGAUACUGCGGGACCUGUUUCUUGCACUUCAGCAUAUCCAUGGCCUAGGGAUUAUUCACCGGGACAUCAAGCCUUCGAAUAUAUUGUUGAACUCUCCCAAUGGACCAGCCUACUUGGCAGACUUUGGUGUAGCAUGGAAAGAUGGAGAUGUGGGGUCCGAAGAGGCAUCGGAAAAAAUCACAGAUGUGGGCACAACCUGUUAUCGGCCCCCAGAAAUCCUUUUCGGAUACAAGGCAUAUGGAAAACCCCUUGAUCUUUGGGCCGCUGGAUGUGUGGCAGCAGAAGCCAUUACGGUCGGCCAUCGUCAGCUGUUUGAUUCCGGGCCAGUUGGUAGCGAUCUGUCGUUGAUUUUCUCCAUCUUCAAACUGAUGGGAACUCCAGAUGAACAGCGUUGGCCGGAAGUCAAAUCCUUGCCGGAUUGGGGGAAAGUAGAAUUCCACUCUUUUCCUCAACAAGCAUGGGAAGAUAUCCUACCCGGUGCAUCUUCCAAUGGGCGUGACUUGGUCAGUCGUUUGCUGUGCUACGAGAGCAAUGAAAGAUUCACCGCCGCAGAGGCCCUGAACCAUCCCUAUUUUGCUGCUUAA
Molecule: messenger RNA, 1173 nt
Organism: Penicillium soppii
Lineage: Eukaryota; Fungi; Ascomycota; Eurotiomycetes; Eurotiales; Aspergillaceae
Product: putative cell division protein kinase (Ctk1)
Exons: 5
Coding region: 1-1173 (390 amino acids)
Biological process (GO): protein phosphorylation
Cellular component (GO): nucleus; cytoplasm
Molecular function (GO): cyclin-dependent protein serine/threonine kinase activity; ATP binding
Source: RefSeq, a predicted model, not a curated record